CGAUAAUUGGCGCAGAAGGGGGCUCGGGGAGGCGGGGGCUCGGUUAAGCCUCUAAUUGGCUGUUUAAUUCUCGGCAGGUGCGAUCUCCAGGAGCCCUGGGGUCUAUCCCUGGAUCCUAUUGGCUGACGGGGAUGUAAUUUGGAGCACAAAAGAAAAUGUCCACUGAACGGACUUCCUGGACAAGUUUGUCCACUCUUCAGAAAAUAGCACUGGGCCUCGGGAUCCCAGCCAGUGCGACAGUUGCCUAUAUCUUAUACCGCAGAUACAGGGAAAGUAGAGAAGAACGGCUGACAUUUGUUGGGGAGGACGACAUUGAGAUAGAGAUGCGCGUUCCCCAGGAAGCAGUGAAGCUCAUCAUUGGCCGACAGGGAGCCAAUAUUAAACAGCUGCGGAAACAGACAGGUGCUCGGAUUGAUGUGGACACAGAGGAUGUAGGAGAUGAGCGGGUGCUGCUUAUCAGUGGUUUUCCUGUUCAGGUGUGCAAGGCCAAGGCAGCAAUUCAUCAGAUCCUGACAGAGAAUACCCCAGUGUCUGAACAGCUCUCAGUUCCUCAGAGAUCCGUGGGCAGAAUCAUAGGAAGAGGCGGCGAGACAAUUCGUUCUAUCUGUAAAGCUUCCGGAGCCAAAAUUACUUGUGAUAAAGAAUCAGAGGGGACAUUACUACUAUCAAGACUUAUAAAAAUCUCAGGAACACAGAAGGAAGUGGCAGCAGCCAAGCAUUUGAUACUGGAAAAAGUUUCAGAAGAUGAAGAACUUCGGAAAAGGAUUGCUCAUUCUGCAGAAACCAGAGUUCCUCGCAAGCAACCAAUCAGUGUAAGAAGAGAAGAAAUGACAGAAUCAGGUGGAGCUGGAGAGCCAGCUUUAUGGAAAAGCAUGGAGCCAGCCUCACCACUAGCAACUCCACCUCGCACAGGAGGUGGCGACAUGACUGUUGUCAGUCCAGAGGAAGGUUCCUGGGAGAAACCCAGUGGUGACAGCUUUCAGAAUUCUGGAGACCAGACCAGUCCGGAGAUGUCUGUGUUUGAAAUCCCCAGUCCUGACUUCAGUUUCCAUGCUGAUGAGUUCCUGGAAGUCUAUGUCUCUGCUUCUGAACAUCCUAACCACUUCUGGAUCCAAAUCAUUGGCUCCCGCAGCCUACAACUAGAUAAGCUUGUCAGUGAGAUGACCCAGCACUAUGAGAAUAGUCUGCCUGAAGACUUGACUGUGAAUGUGGGAGAUAUUGUAGCAGCACCUUUACCUGCAAAUGGUUCCUGGUAUCGAGCCCGAGUCCUUGGCACCUUGGAGAAUGGAAACCUGGACCUCUACUUUGUUGACUUUGGAGAUAACGGAGAUUGCCCAGUGGGGGAGCUCAGGGCACUCAGGAGUGACUUCCUAAGCCUUCCAUUUCAAGCAAUAGAAUGUAGCCUGGCACGGAUUGCCCCAUCAGGUGAACAAUGGGAAGAGGAGGCCUUGGAUGAGUUUGACAGACUCACUCACUGUGCUGACUGGAAGCCCCUUGUGGCCAAGAUCUCUAGCUAUGUCCAGACUGGGACCUCAACUUGGCCCAAGAUCUACCUCUAUGAUACUAGCAAUGGGAAGAAACUUGAUAUUGGGUUAGAAUUAGUUCGUAAAGGAUUUGCAGUUGAGCUUCCCGAAGACAUGGAGGAAAACAGAGCUGUCCCAGAUAUGUUGCCAGAUAUGGCUACAGAAACAGAUCUCUCUCUUGACAGCAUGCUCACUGAGACUAAGAAGAGCCCUGGAGAAAUACCAAAUACUUUGUCCUGCCUCAGUUUGUCAGAAGCCGCCUCUAUGUCUGGCGAUGAUAACCUUGAAGAUGACUACUUACUCUGAAGUUGGCUUCAACAGCUUCAGAUCUGCUUUACUGUGAUUUGGUGCCUGAAGAGAGAAGCUGAGCCCAUGAUAGAGAUCUAUGCAGUCCUUCAUUUAUUACACACAUGAUCUGACUCACUGUGGACCAGAUGCAUUUCUCCUACCCUGGACUACCAGAAAGCGUGUGGGGCAGAGACAGACGAAUACAUGCACCCCCUACCCCCUGCCCCCCAUGUUUGAAUUCUGCUGCGUUACUACCAUGUUGCUCUGUGCCUGGUUCAUUCUUCUGCCAGUCACAGUGGUCACUAUGCCUGGGCUGUGUGUUGUUGAGGCUGGGAAACAGUGAGGGUUUUGUCAUUAGAAGUGAUGAUUCUGCAGAUGCCUGACUUAAUCAGAUGCCUCUGGUUAAGUUUUUGACAAACUCAAAGACUACAAAUGAGUCAGGAUACAAGGGCAAAAGUCAACAUAAUUAUAUUUAAAAGCCUCAGGAAGUGGGAAGAGAAGACUGUCUUCCAGCCUCAACUACUGAUAAGCUUUUGCAAAUAGUGCUCCAGCUAUUUCCCUGAAACUUUGGUUAAACUACAAGUAAACAAGGAGAGGCGGCUCAGAAAAUAUUCUAAACUGCUGUGCUAGUAUAAUCUCUCAUCUAUGUGUACAUACAGACUCAGAACAUUACUAUUUCAGUCUUCACUGAAUAAAGUUCUCAAAAAAA
Condylura cristata (star-nosed mole) is the source of this 2520-nucleotide messenger RNA. It is a transcript of the gene TDRKH, whose product is annotated as tudor and KH domain containing. The record is from RefSeq and is a predicted model, not a curated record. The transcript has 14 exons. Gene Ontology annotation, molecular function: RNA binding. Lineage: Eukaryota; Metazoa; Chordata; Mammalia; Eulipotyphla; Talpidae. Gene Ontology annotation, biological process: spermatogenesis. The coding region runs from base 156 to 1829 and encodes 557 amino acids.